Messenger RNA from Manihot esculenta (cassava), 5262 nucleotides. Its product is annotated as glutamate receptor 3.6. Gene Ontology annotation, cellular component: plasma membrane. Gene Ontology annotation, molecular function: glutamate-gated receptor activity. The transcript is spliced from 10 exons. The record is from RefSeq and is a predicted model, not a curated record. Lineage: Eukaryota; Viridiplantae; Streptophyta; Magnoliopsida; Malpighiales; Euphorbiaceae. Bases 240 to 3137 code for a protein of 965 amino acids.
AAGAGCCAUACAUGUCAGGAUUGCUCAAAGUUUUCGUUAUGCAAGUUGAAGAGUGUCCACUUGAUGAGAAAUUAAAUAGUGACAAUUCUUCUUUUAUUGCGCAUGAUAAUUGUGCACUUCAAACUUAUAAAUGGAGGUCCACCAGGACCACUCAAUUGUAUUUCGUUUAACAAUACUACUUUAUUCUCAUUUUUCCCUUUUCCCUCCAAUCCUAGAACCCCCAGAGGCCUGGAACUGAAAUGAAACCUAGUGUUUUGUUUUACCUUGGUUCUUGCAGAGCAUGCUCACCUCAACUACUUAGUCUCUGCAGCUGCAUCUGCAAAGUGACCAUGAGAUUACUUUGGAUUGUGGCGCUGAUGAUUUUUAGUAAUGGAGUUGGUGUAAGUGGGCUUAAUAAAAGGCCAGAAUUUGUAAACAUUGGAGCUACAUUGGCCUUUAAUUCUACUAUUGGGAAAGUUGCUAGAAUUGCAAUACAAGCAGCUGUUGAUGAUGUGAAUUCUGAUCCAUCUAUUCUUGGAGGAACUAAGCUGAGAAUGAAAAUGCAGGACACAAAUUACAGCGGAUUUAUGGGCAUUGUAGAGGCUUUAAGGUUACUGGAAACUGAUACUGUGGCCAUAGUUGGCCCUCAGUCCUCCGUGGUAGCCCAUGUAGUCUCAUUUAUUGCAACUGAGCUUCAAGUGCCUCUGCUAUCGUAUUCAGCAACAGAUCCAACUCUUUCUUCACUUCAGUUCCCAUUCUUUGUCAGGACAUCUCAGAAUGACCUGUAUCAAAUGACUGCUGUAGCUGAAAUUGUUCAUUAUUAUGGAUGGAGAGAGGUGAUAGCAAUCUAUGGAGAUGAUGACCAUGGGAGAAAUGGAAUAGCUGCAUUAGGCGAUAAACUUGCAGAGAGACGAUGUAAAAUCUCAUACAAAGCACCUCUGAGGCCUGGAGCAACCAGGGAUGAAAUCACUGAAGCACUAGUUCAAGUGGCUCUAACCGAGUCCAGGAUUCUAGUUGUUCAUACUUUGUCCAGUUGGGCUCCAGUUGUGUUUAGUGUGGCUCAAUAUCUAGGCAUGAUGAGAACUGGGUAUGUGUGGAUAGCAACCAAUUGGCUCUCCACUCUGUGGGAUACUUUUUCUCCUCUCCCUGAAGACACAGUUCAUACUAUUCAAGGAGUUAUUACAUUGCGAAUGCACACACCAGAUUCAGAACUCAAAAGUAAAUUUGUUUCCAGGUGGAGCAACUUGACUAGUGGAAUAAAUGCUAAUGGCCCUAUUGGGCUGAGUACUUAUGGUCUGUAUGCCUAUGACACAGUAUGGCUGCUCGCUCGUGCAAUUGGUGCAUUUUUUGAUCAGGGGGGAAAUAUUUCCUUUUCCAAUAAUUCAAAGCUAACUGAUUUACGUGAUGGGGAUUUGCAUCUUGAUGCCAUGAGCAUCUUCAAUGGCGGAAGAAUGUUACUUGAAAAAAUUUUGCAGGUUAAUAUGAUGGGGGUAACGGGUCAGGUAAAGUUCAAUCCUGAUGGGAACCUCAUUCAGCCUGCAUAUGAAAUUGUCAAUCUUAUUGGCACAGGCUAUAGGAAGAUUGGUUAUUGGUCUACUCAUUCUGGUUUAUCAGUUGUGCCUCCUGAAAAGUUUUACUCAAUGCCUCCUAAUCUUUCCAGUUCAAAUCAGAAAUUGUACCCUGUCAUUUGGCCAGGGGAAACAGUGCAGAAGCCUCGUGGGUGGGUGUUUCCAAACAAUGGAAGACAUUUAAAAAUCGGAGUCCCUAAUCGUACUAGCUAUCGUGAAUUUGUUUCCCAAGUUGCAGGCACUGAAAUCUUUUCUGGGUACUGCAUUGAUGUUUUCACUGCUGCUGCCAACUUGUUGCCGUAUGCUGUCCCUUAUAAAUUCGAACCAUUUGGAGAUGGAAUGACAAAUCCAAGUGAAACUGAACUUGUUCGCCUGAUCACAGCUGGUGUCUUUGAUGCAGCAGUUGGUGAUAUUGCAAUCACUACUAACAGAACGAGGAUGGCAGACUUCACGCAGCCGUAUAUUGAGUCUGGGCUAGUAGUAGUGGCUCCAGUCAAGAAGAUGAAUUCUGGUGCUUUGGCAUUUUUGAGGCCAUUUACUCGCGAGAUGUGGGGCGUCACUGCUUGCUUCUUCAUAAUUGUAGGAGUAGUUGUUUGGAUUUUGGAGCACAGGUUGAACGAUGAUUUCAGAGGCCCUCCCAGAAGACAAUGCUUCACUGUUUUAUGGUUUAGCUUUUCAACAUGGUUCUUUGCCCACAGAGAAAAUACUGUUAGCACCCUUGGUCGGCUUGUCCUAAUUAUAUGGCUGUUUGUGGUGCUUAUAAUUAACUCAAGCUACACCGCAAGCCUAACAUCAAUUCUUACAGUGCAGCAGCUUUAUUCUCCCAUUAAAGGCAUUGAAUACUUAAGGUCAAUGAAGGAGCCCAUUGGGUACCAGCAGGCUUCAUUUGCUCGUGAUUAUCUAAUAGAUGAAUUGGGCAUUGAUGAGUCCAGACUGGUUCCCCUUGUCACCCCAGAAGACUAUGCUAAAGCCUUGAAAGAUGGUCCCCGUAAAGGUGGAGUUGCUGCAGUGAUUGAUGAGCGUGCAUAUGUAGAGCUCUUCCUCUCAACCAGUUGCGAAUUUAGCAUUGUAGGUCAAGAGUUCACCAGAAAUGGAUGGGGCUUUGCUUUUCCAAGGGACUCGCCUUUGGCUGUUGACAUGUCGACUGCCAUUUUGCAACUUUCAGAAAAUGGAGAUCUCCAGAGGAUUCACGACAAAUGGCUUAUGAGGAGUGCUUGUAGUUCAGCAGGCACAAAGUUAGAAGUAGAUCGGCUUCAACUCAGAAGCUUCUGGGGUCUGUUUACGAUAAGUGGAUUAACUUGUCUGCUUGCUCUCUGUCUAUAUUUUUUGAAGAUGGUGCGGCAGUUCAGCAGGCACUACUCUGAGGAGUUGUCAUCUUCAGGUCAAAUCUCAACGUCUGCACGUCUCCAGACAUUCCUUUCAUUUGUUGAUGAAAAGGAAGAGGAAGUGAAGCAUCGCUCUAAGAGACGACGACAACUGGAAGUGGUGUCUAACAGAAGUGAAGAUAAAUCUAUGUACAAUUCCAGUUCCAAGAGAAGAAGUGUUGAAUCAUCUUCGAACAGAGGUAUCGAAUGUGGUAGUGAAGUAUGAUAUUCAUCUCGGACCAAGAGUUUCAUACAGGAUUAAGAAAAAACAUUUUCAGUUGGCUCUUAGCAAGUUCAAAAGAAGCCUUCUGGUAUACGAAAGUGAAAAAAUGGAUAAAAUUUGGCGGCAGUUUGGAAUGCAUAGCUGCGCCCUUUUAGUUCUGACAGUGUAUCCUCCAGGACCUGGAAAAUACGUCCUUGGAAACCUUUCCUUUAUAGAAAAUUUCUUAUCUUUGUUUCUACAUCCAUUUAAUAGUAAUACAUUAGUUUAAAGCUAUUAUUGGACCUAUUAUGAUUUUUACUGUAAUGUGAUUCAUUAAUUAGAUUAUGUAUACAUUUUUUUUUGCAAGAAAAUUUAUUUUUCGUUCUUUAGCGGCAGUUCAGCAACAUUGGAGACUCGAGGACGCAUAGUUCAAAAGGUUACCUCUUGAUUCACCUCCUUCCCCCUUUUCUCUCUCACAAACCCUAAUUUCUACGGUCCUUUUUUUUGGUCGCAGUUCCAAAAGGAAUUUUAUCUCAGAUUUGACAUUUACUGUGAAGUUUCAUUUUGUGAAGUAUGUGAUAUCUCUGCUACUUCCACUAUCCUCGUCCUUGACACUAAUACUGUUCUCAAUCCCCUUUUUUUAAAAUCCAUUUUUUUUUAUUUUGGUUCCGUUGCUUUCAGACUGAUUUGCUUGAGAAUUCAGCUAUUGAAGAUGUAAUCCCUAAUUUCUGUUCUCUGUAUUGUUAAGUUUCAGGUUAAAUUGAUACUUUAUAUUUGUUGCGAACUCUACAGGGAUACAUAAGUUCAGGACAUGGCUGGAAGAAAGCCCUAAUGAUCGAAAUGAUAAAGGUUUGCCAUUUCAAGAAGGUAAAGCUCAUUUCACACAAAUCUGAGCUUCAUUUUUUUUUCUUUUCCUCUAUCUAUCGGGAACUGUCACAGCAAACCCUGUGACAUAUACAGCUCUUUGCGUGAUCUUUUCUCAAACCUAUCGCAAAAAAAAUCAAUAAAUGCAGGUAAGUAAAUAAAAUAAAUAGAAAAUCCCAAUUAAUGGGCAUUUUCUUGGCUAUUUCUAUUCUAUAGUGAUCUAUCAUGCUGAUGGCAGUUUCUACGGUUGGGGGAAAAAUGGGUUUCUCAGGACAAAAUCCACAUGAAGACAGUUGACCAAGCAGUCAGUGCCAGGGCUGCAGCCAAGUAUGUCCACAAGAAGAGGACUGAACACUCUUCUUGACCCACAUCAAACAGCUGUGUCAUAGUACCUGCAUUUAUUUUCAAAGUGGUAGGGUAUAUUGAAUCAUCAGCACAUAGUGGUAGAGAGGAUCUGGUGGAAGGAAGCCAAGACUCCCAGCUGCUUUAACAACCCAAAGACCAAUUGCAGGAAGUAUCCCAUAUCGAACGAAAACCACAGCAACAAUGAUCCAUGUGGAAUAUAGAUCUUGUUACCUUGAAUGAGGUUGCCUCCAAGGAUAAGAGUAAUACAAGGAAUUGUUCCUUCCCUACAAACAAGGGAGCGCCAUCGCCAAUUAUCAGCUUUCUCAGGAAUGUCACUGCUCCGAAGAUGAAUCCAAAGAUCUGAUAUAAGAGGGAUGAAUCUAAAUUCAUUAAGCUACCAUUUUGGGUUUUGUCAAUCAAUAAGAUGUCAAGAAACUCACUGCAGCAAUUGUGGGGGGUGCCAAGAGUUCCUCCAGUAUCUGAUGAAGAAACCCUACUAAUUUUUUCCAGAAUGAUGCUUCUUUUCCAUGUUCAUGGUGUGAUGCUCGGUAAACAACCUAAAAUAGAAGUCUGUUAAUAGGGCCACUGACAUUUGUGCAUAUAAAAGGAAAUUGCAAACUGCAGUCUGCAGAGGACGACACUUACAGCUUGGCUUUCUGUAUCAUCAUCAAUGGACUUGCUUGAUGCCACAGCUAUUGGAAUUUGUUCCUGAUCUCCUCCCUUGAGAAGGUGAGUCUCCUGAUUAGCUUCUAAAUCAUUGUUAGGUGCUUUUGAGACCUCAUCAGCUGCUUUGAUUUCUUGCAAUUUUGCAGCUGAUGACCGAAUCAGCUGGUAAGUAUAAGUCCAGAUGUAGAAACCACCAAGCUGCAGUAGUCAAAAGCAGAUAAGAAAUAAUGAGAUCAUAAUGCAUUCGGAGAGAAUAUCUCAAAAAAAAAAAGAA